Pungitius pungitius (ninespine stickleback) is the source of this 1783-nucleotide messenger RNA. Its product is annotated as copine-8. Gene Ontology annotation, cellular component: plasma membrane. Bases 60 to 1766 code for a protein of 568 amino acids. The record is from RefSeq and is a predicted model, not a curated record. Gene Ontology annotation, molecular function: calcium-dependent phospholipid binding. Gene Ontology annotation, biological process: cellular response to calcium ion. Lineage: Eukaryota; Metazoa; Chordata; Actinopteri; Perciformes; Gasterosteidae. The transcript is spliced from 20 exons.
ACCACAAGGGGGGAAGAAUUGCAAAAGUGAACCCUUUUUUUUUUUAAAUAUUUGACAGGAUGAACAACACUUACAUGAACAUGGCGUCGAUAGGCGACUUCGACCCGCUCAACCAGUCCAUCCCUGCGACCAAAGUUGAAAUCACAGUGUCCUGCAGAAACCUGCUGGACAGGGACACCUUCUCCAAAUCAGACCCAAUUUGUGUCCUCUACACUCAAGGCAUGGGCAACAAGGAGUGGAGAGAGUUUGGGAGAACAGAGGUGAUUGACAACACGCUAAACCCAGACUUUGUUCGAAAAUUCAUUUUGGACUACUUCUUCGAGGAGCGACAGAACCUGCGAUUUGACUUGUACGAUGUCGACUCGAAUAGCGCCAACCUGUCAAAACACGAUUUCCUGGGCCAGGCCUACUGCACUCUCGGAGAGGUGGUUGGAUCAUUGGGCAGUCGCUCGGAAAAGGCUCUUGGAGGCAUUCAAGGGAAGAAAUGCGGGACCAUCAUUGUGAAAGCCGAGGAGCUGAGCAACUGCAGGGAAUCAGUGAUGAUGCAGUUCUGUGGAAACAAGUUGGACAAAAAGGAUUUCUUCGGCAGGUCCGACCCCUUCCUGGUUUUCUACCGCAGCAAUGAGGACAGCACGUUUACCAUCUGCCACAAGACAGAGGUGGUGAAGAAUACAUUGAACCCAGUAUGGCAGGCCUUUAAGAUUCCUGUGCGUGCUCUUUGCAAUGGUGAUUAUGACAGAACAAUCAAGGUCGAGGUGUACGACUGGGACAGGGAUGGCAGUCACGACUUUAUUGGAGAGUUCAGCACCAGCUACAGAGAACUAUCCAGAGGGCAGAGUCAGUUCAACGUCUAUGAGGUGAUAAAUUCAAAGAAGAAAGAGCGGAAGAAAAAGUACCUCAACUCUGGAACGGUAACACUGCUGUCAUUCCUGUUGGACAUUGAAGUUACCUUCCUGGACUACAUCAAAGGAGGGACCCAGAUUAACUUCACUGUGGCCAUCGAUUUUACAGCUUCGAAUGGUAACCCAGCCCAGCCCACGUCCCUCCACUACAUGAGUCCAUACCAGCUGAAUGCCUACGCAAUGGCUCUGAAGGCCGUAGGAGAAAUCAUCCAAGAUUACGACAGCGACAAGAUGUUUCCAGCGCUGGGUUUCGGAGCCAAGCUGCCACCAGAUGGACGGAUAUCCCACGAGUUUGCCCUGAACGGGAACCCUCAGAACCCGUACUGUACAGGCAUCGACGGUGUGAUGGAAGCCUACUACCAGAGUCUGAAGUCGGUCCAGCUCUACGGACCCACCAACUUCUCCCCCAUCAUCAACCACGUGGCCAGGUAUGCCUCUUCAGUGAAGGACGGCUCCCAGUACUUUGUGCUCCUCAUCAUCACGGAUGGCGUCAUCUCAGACAUGGCCCAGACCAAGGAGUCCAUUGUCAACGCCUCCUGUCUGCCUAUGUCAAUCAUCAUCGUGGGUGUGGGUCCAGCAGAAUUUGAUGCCAUGGAGGAGUUGGACGGUGAUGAAAUCCGAAUCUCAUCCAGAGGAAGAUAUGCUGAGAGGGACAUUGUCCAGUUUGUCCCAUUCAGGGACUACGUCGACCGAACUGGUAACCACAUCCUCAGCAUGGCCCGGCUCGCCAAAGACGUCCUGGCCGAGAUCCCCGACCAGUUCCUCUCCUACAUGAGGACCCGCGGGAUCAAGCCUUCGCCGGCGCCACCUCCCUACACGCCGCCUCCCUACACGCCACCGGGGCCGAUACAGACCGAUAUAUGAGGAGUGGUAGGUGGGGU